Molecule: messenger RNA, 1663 nt
Organism: Suillus paluster
Lineage: Eukaryota; Fungi; Basidiomycota; Agaricomycetes; Boletales; Suillaceae
Product: peptidase family C78-domain-containing protein
Exons: 11
Coding region: 27-1403 (458 amino acids)
Source: RefSeq, a predicted model, not a curated record
CUUAGCUGCUUACUCAUGCGACAGGGAUGGACGAUGAGGUAGAAAUUAUCGGUGAGAGUAGUUCACGGCCAUCCUGUGCAGGCCCAACACUCUGCCAGUUGUGUGACACCAACUUCGAGAACUUCAGCGAACUUCAACGCCAACAGCACUAUGACGUAGUACACUUCGACUCCGCAUCUAGUAAACCACAAUCUAGUAAUAGUUCUAGGAAACCAGCGAUACCCAAAGACUUGUUCAAACCUCGAAGGUUCUCAGUGUCUCAAAGAAAGAAACCUGCAGAUCAAUUUUGGUAUCCUAGUCUAUCGAGGCCGCCACCUGACAACUGCAGUCCAGGCUUAAUCACGCUCUUAAAGCACGCUCUGAAGAAAUCUCAUACUAAAGGGUCCACCCGCCGAGCUGUGCUCUGCUGCGAAUCAGCUACGCAUAUGAGUGUCGAGGCAUUUGACCGCCGAUGGGGAUGCGGAUAUCGCAAUUUCCUCAUGGCAUGUGCUGCACUCAUGAACCAGCAAAUUCAGAACAUAUAUUAUGCACUACUAGACGAUCCCUUUCCCCCCGGUGUUCGAAAUCUGCAGCGUUGGAUAGAAGCUGCGUGGAAGGAAGGUUAUGACCCCGAAGGUGCCAGAGACUUAAAGGACGAUUUGGUAGGAACAAAUAAAUGGAUUGGUACAGCGGAACUCCAUACCGCAUUCACAUCUCGCGGAAUCCCUUCACAGCUUAUAGAUUUUGAUCUUUCGAAAAACGAGAAAGGGGUUCAAGUUAUGAUAGACUGGAUUGUGCGCUACUUUUCGCCACCCAAUCCAAUCAAACAGGGCACGGUGACCGACGUCCUCCGCGGUGCGUCACCUGUGAUUGCGACGGACAAAAUGCCUCUGGUUCUACAGUUCAGCGGUCAUUCUCAAACUGUCGUCGGAUAUGAGAUCUCAAAGAAUGGGGAUACGAAUCUUCUCAUAUUCGACCCUUCAAGGCCACCUAAACUGAGUAUGCGUCGAGCUGCGAUUGCUGGACCUUCCUCAGUUGUAUGGGAACAGUCACGAACCAACCAAGUGCUACAAUCUGUCAUGCAUCCAACGUCUAACGGACUUUCCUCGAAACUGAAACGCCCUUCGUCGUCCUCCGAUCUAAAGCAGCACAAGCGAGCCAAAUCAUCUGAGUCAGAUGAUGAGAUCAUCGUCGUGGAAGACUCAGAUGACCCACGCAAAAAUGACGAGAGACCGAGUAUUUCUUCAGGUCAGCUACAAUCAUUCAAGCUUGACCCUACCGAGGUCGUGAAUCACUUUCGGCUCAGCAUAUCGAAAUUGCGGCGCAAGCAAGACUACCAGAUACUGUACUUCCCCAUGACUGAUCCAUGGUCCAUCGAGGAACGUAACAAGCGGAAGGUUGUGACGAGCAUCCCAGGGUGUUGAUUUUUUCUGGUUUGACUUCACACGCAUGUUUCCUAUGUUUUCCUUGAUACCACGCAUCGUAAUUUGACAUGAAUUGUUUUCGAUCACGCAUUUGUACAGGAUACGUGGAUGGUGGAGCAUGACUAGGUAAAAUAGGCCGAAUAAUCGUUCUCUAACAUUCCUUGCACAUGUUGGUUUGGCGCACCCGGGCGCUGCGUAAGGCGCGGAGACGGGGGUAUGUUUCGCUGGAUCUAGGUGCCUUUGGCAAUCGAUCAUAGAUG